This is a messenger RNA of Mytilinidion resinicola, 261 nucleotides long. RefSeq names its product mitochondrial import inner membrane translocase subunit tim14. The record is from RefSeq and is a predicted model, not a curated record. The annotation marks the transcript as partial. Gene Ontology annotation, biological process: protein import into mitochondrial matrix. NCBI's taxonomy places the organism in Eukaryota, Fungi, Ascomycota, Dothideomycetes, Mytilinidiales, Mytilinidiaceae. Gene Ontology annotation, cellular component: PAM complex, Tim23 associated import motor. The transcript is spliced from 2 exons. Gene Ontology annotation, molecular function: ATPase activator activity.
GGCCGCGCUGGACUCGUCGCCCUCCGCAAAUCUCGAGGUGGCGCUGCGUUUGGGCGCGCCUUCUAUAAGGGCGGAUUUGAGCCCAAGAUGACCCGAAGGGAGGCCGCGUUGAUAUUAGAAGUUCCCGAACGCGGACUCUCCAAAGAACUCAUCCGAAAGAAGCACCGAUCCCUCAUGCUGAACAACCAUCCCGACCGCGGAGGCAGCCCGUAUUUGGCUACGAAAGUCAACGAAGCGAAAGAACUUCUAGAGAAGAGCUAG